This is a messenger RNA of Paramecium tetraurelia, 2457 nucleotides long. RefSeq lists its product as uncharacterized. The record is from RefSeq and is a predicted model, not a curated record. The transcript has 5 exons. Gene Ontology annotation, molecular function: protein binding. Lineage: Eukaryota; Ciliophora; Oligohymenophorea; Peniculida; Parameciidae.
AUGUAAAACAAUUCACCCGUAAAAGGACGAAGAAUUUCAAAUCAAAUCAAGUUGAGUGGGAAAUUGAUGAAAAAGAAAAUGGCUUCUGAAGUGGACAUUAUUGGUCCAUCGGAUUAGGAUACAAGUGCCGUUGAUCCAAUUCAAAUAGUGUAGUUUGACAACUUGAAAUCCCACAUUAAGUAAUCUUAAAGUGAACUCAAAGUUGGCAAGAGCACUGAUAAGAUAAAGAAAAAGAAAUCUUUAGAUCGCACUGCGGCCAUAAAAAAGAGUCAAUAAUUGUAUUAAAAGAAGAAGAAAUCCUCUAAGAUUAAAAAGAGCGUGAGUGCUGAAAGGGUUCAAAGUUAAACCGUUGAGUUUUCAUCUCCAGAAUAUGUUCGUCGUAAAAAGGCAGCCACAUUCUUCAAUGAUAAACCAAGCUCAAUUUAAGAACAUCGUGAUAGGCUUGGUUUGAGCUUUCUGAAUAAAAUUGGAACCAGGAGAAUCGACCAAAUUCUUGAGCGCAAUCGUAUGUCAUCCAUUGAACACUCACAUCACCAGCCACUCACACCCGAAAGACACCAAUAUCCACAACAAUUGAAACACUAUAUGAAAGAAAAGAAAAAGUUUUACUCCUAACUUGAAUCUGUCAAAUAAUAAUCCUUUGCUGAAAAACGUAAGCACAUUGAUGAGAAUCUGCGAUCUCUGGCUGAAAUCGCAAAACGCAAUUCCUUAUCCAAUAGUAGAUCCCCUCCGAGAGAUACCUCCAACAAAGCAAGUGCAAAACCCUUGAUGUUGAGUUAUGUAGCAAAUCGUAAGAGCACAUCUAGAAAAUCUGGAGGGCCAAAGUCAUUAAAAGAAUAAUUCAAGCAAUUAGAGGCUCGUUAUAAAACUUUGAAAAGUAAUAGUGAUGGUAUUUCAAUGAGAGAAUCUAGGAAUUAUGAAUAGGAAAUGAAGGAUCAGGCUGCAAUCUGUAUUUAGAGAUGGUUUAGAGGACACAAGAUUCGAAAGAUAUCAAAACAGAAAAAAGAUAAAAAAAAUGUUAAAUUAUAACAAUUGUAGAAACUCAAAAAUUAAGAAAUUACUAGAUGGAGUAAUCUUAGGGAAUUCUUGGAAAAAUUGUAAGUCAAAUAAGACAUGAUUGUUUUAUCUGAUUUGAUUGACAGUUUGAUAAAACAUGCUGAAUACAAUAAAUUAAAUGCGUUUACAGAAAACUUUGAAAUACCCUAGAUAAAAUUAAAGCCUUCUAAAUUGAUUGUGGAGAGGAGGGAUGUUUUUCCUACAUAAAUUGGAUAGAUCUUAUAACUUAGAGGAUAAUUGAUUAAGGAAAGAGAAUAAAGAGAAAAAAAUAUACUGAAGGAUUUGUUGAUUAAAGAGAGGAUAUCACCUCGUUCAUUCGGAGUAAAAGAGUAAGAGAUUGUGAAGUGGGGCGAAAAGGAACUUGAAUUAUUGGAACACAAUAAAUAAGCGAUAAAGGAAGGGUGGUAGAAAGCCUAUGAUACCAUUCAGAAAACGUAGAAGGAUCUGAAAUUUGUGCAAAAGUUAGGUGUGGAUAAUUUCAAUAAAAUGAUGCCUCUAAGUUUAAGUCAAAGCAAUCUAUUGAAAAAUUAACUUAAUGAUUUGAAGAUCAAUCUUUUGAGAGUGAGUUCUUCCGAAGAGAACUUGCUUGAACCACAAAAGAAAGUGCAUUAGUAAGAGUAGGAAUAACAAUUAGUGUCCUACAAUUCGAAUCAAUCAAACAAGACUCUUUCUUCAUACAUUCAAGGAUUAGAAGUAAUAAUUUAUUUAAGUAAGGGAUGUUCCAUUGGAAAUGGAAGAACUCAUGUUGGAUAUAUUCGCUAAUAUUUGGAAGACAUUAAAUUAAUAGUUAGAAAUCACUAUCAGGAUCAGUUUUUGCAAAUUGUAAAUUUGGGUAUUGGUCCUUCUCCUUUCGAAAUCUUGAGGUUUUUUCGGUUGACUGAAGAAAUGAUUGAAUAAUCAAUAGAUGGGGGUUUCAUUCAUUAGGCAGUUUUGGGAUUAGAGAUAUUUACACAAAAAGAGAGGAUAAGUUAGGAAGAGGUUUGUAACAAUGAGAUGGAGAGAAUUCACAAUAAAGCCAUUUUUGAUGCUUACAAUGAAUCAUUGGAUUACUUUAGACCUUUUGGAAUCAAAGGAAAGCCAUUGCCUUGGAGAAGGAAUGUGAUUUCCAGGCAAGUUAAAGAUUUGGAUGAGACCUUGAAUCACUCUGCAUCCAAAGUAGUGCAAUGGGCUGAGACUCUCUGUGGGAUACUAUUGCCACAAGGAAGUUAGAUAGACAAUGAUAUCUUGCCUUAGGUGAGAGAAGAGAGACUAGACAAAUUGUUAAAGCAGGAAGAUUAGGUACUUGAAAAUGAUGAUAGAUGGCAAGAAUUUGAUGAAGAACAUACAGAGGUGACAUUAGAGCUGAGUGAAUUAGUUUUUAAUCAUCUCAUAACAGAGGUGAUGUAGGAAUUAAGAAAUUGA